UAACAAAAAUCAUGGCGCAGGCAGCUUCUACAACAUGCGAUAUUUGUUCCAGUGCCUCAACUGAGCAUUAUUGUAUUGAUUGUGAACAAUACUUCUGUGAUACUUGUAAAGGAUUACAUAAAAGACAACGAGCUACUCAAAACCAUGAAUUUCAAAGCAGUUCAGAUUUGAUCCAGGCGGUAAAAUCGAAAUGUAAAGAACACGACGAGGACUUUAUCUUUUUAUGUUCUAGUUGUGACGUGCCAGUUUGUAAAAGAUGUAUGGCAGGGAAACACAAUGGUCAUAAGGUCGCUAAUAUUGAUGAUUCCGUCACCAAAUUGACUCAGAGCAUUACUAGAGCCUUUGCGAACAAACUUCAAGUCGCAGCCCAAAACUUAAAUCAACUCGAAAUUGGACUAAUGAGUUUUCCUUUGGACGUAAACUCCGUCAUUAAAGUUAUCGGAGUAGAAGCACAAAACAUGAAAGUAUCGAUUGACCGUGUAGUGCAAAAUAUGAUCGAUGAUAUAAAUAGAAAAUCAAAGCAGGAACGGGAGAAGUUGAAUAAACUGGUUAAAGAAGCGAAAAUAGGAUUAGAAAAUAAAACACUACUGGGUGAAAAGAAAACGGAACUCGAGAAAAAAAGAAGAGAUGCUGAUCUACACCAAAAAUUGGACACCCUGAAUAAAGAAAUAACUAUGUACCAGCCUGUUAAUAUUCCAGAGCUACCUACUAUUAGAUAUACACCAAAGGAAAUAUCUGAACAAAACCUUGUAUCUUUGUUUGGAGAAUACAGUGUUAGGGAAACUUACAGUGUACAACAAUGUUCUGACUUAAGAUACAAAGAUGUAGUAAGAACAUUUGAGUACAUUGGAGAUGCAUCAGAUUAA
This is a messenger RNA of Mytilus trossulus (common blue mussel), 866 nucleotides long. Its product is annotated as E3 ubiquitin-protein ligase TRIM71-like. The record is from RefSeq and is a predicted model, not a curated record. Lineage: Eukaryota; Metazoa; Mollusca; Bivalvia; Mytilida; Mytilidae. Gene Ontology annotation, molecular function: zinc ion binding. Bases 12 to 866 code for a protein of 284 amino acids. The transcript is spliced from 3 exons.